UUGAGGUUUUUGUAGUUUUGGCGGGAAAACGCAUUUUUGGAGAAAAACAUGUUUUUUGCGGGAAAACGUGUUUUUUUGCUUUUUUGCGUUUUUGCGGUUUUCGUGUGAAAAAGAGAUUUUUCGGUUUUGGUAGGAAAAUGAGAUUUUUUCGGUUUUGGCGGGAAACCGUGUUUUUUGGUUUUUGCAGGAAACCACAUUUUUCGAUUUUGGCCGGAAAACAAGAUUUUCGGUUUUAACGGGAAAACACGUUGUUUUGGUUUUGGCGGAAAAACACGUUUUUGCAAUUUUAGCGGGAAAAUGUGUUUUUUUGUGUUUUGGCGAAAAAAUGUGUUUUGGAGUGUUGGCGUGAAAACAUGUUUUUGUGAUUUUGGCAUGAAAACACAUUUUUGGUUUUUGCGGAAAAACGCGUUUUUGCAAUUUUGACGGGAAAACACGAUUUUGCAAUUUUUGCGGGAAAAUGCAUUUUUGGAGUUUUGGCGUGAAAAAAAGUUUCUAGGUUUUCAUGGGAAAACGUGUUUUUGUAGUUUUGUCAGAUUUCGUAUGUGACAAAAAUGAUAUUAUGUUUAGGUUUGUAAUUUGUGAAUUAUAUUAUAGGCAUAAUAUACAUUAUACCAUUUUGAAUGAACCAUUUCCAUUCAAAUGAUCCAAAUUGGUUCAGAUGAAUAUAAUUUAAAAUUAAGCCUAAUAAAUUUCCAAAAAUCAUCGGGAUGAUCCAUCUGAAUGAGUUGCACUUUUAGUGCUUAAACAAACAAAAACUCAUCUUCAUCCAGAUAGAGAAACAAACGGGUCCAAAGUACAGCGAAAUGGAACUAAUUUAAACGAGGCCCAGAAAGAAUAUAAUUUAGCUCAUAUGUGUUAACACCGACUCAGCAUCCUCUUUAAUCUACACGUGCUAGCUGCAGAUGCAUCUUAGGACACGUUUAUCAACACGGGAUCUUCAUGUGAGACGACGUCUAUCCUGCUGCUCUGAUGCUUUUCCACCGCAAGCUCCGGCUCCGCCGUAGUCGAUUCACACAGAACUUUAGAACCCCGCCUUUUAUGAAACUCAUGAAUCUCUUUCAUAUCUCGUAUACUCUAAUAUUUUGCCUCAGCCGUCGUUUAUAACCAAGAUUCCUUCAACGCCGAUUGAUCACACUGGGAAAUACUCGAAAUUUGAUUCAAGAGGAGGAUUUUUAUCGGACCAUCAGUAGAGAUGCAGAUUCUACUAAACCUCCAAAGAAUCAACCGAGAUCACUCCAACAAACACAUAUUACUUUGUAUCAAGGAAACUUUACUCAUAAGCCUUUUUGGCUUACACAAGUGGGAGUAAAGAUUGAUUCCCAUAAGCAAGGAAUAAGAGCAUAAUCGGAAGGGGAAGAGACCCCAACCCAAGAGUCGAUCUAUUGAUCGAAUAUAUUAUAUAACAAAACGACAUCGAGCUCCCUUAUGAAAGAUAUUUGUUUGAUAAGAAGGGGGUCUCGAGAGAAAGUUCCCUCUCUAAAGGAAAGAGAGAAAGAGAGUUUAGAGCAUCUGCAUCGCAGUAUGCUGAGCGUCUCUUAUGUUGGGGGGGCCCACAAUUUUUGACAAAACCGUCUUCAAUUGUUGCAGAAGAAGAAACGUAUAUUGGAUGUAUGAUGUACUGUUUUGUGGGCCCCACGACGCGUGGCGGCCCACAAUUGGUUCUGUUUUUAAUUUUUUUUUUAUAAAUCAGAAAAAAUAAAAAUAAAAUUAAAAAAUUAAAAACCCAACCACGUUUCUGGGAUAAAGGUGCUCUUAAAUGCCGGUCUAGAAGUGUUUUAUCAUAUAUUUUUUAUAUUAAUAUACAUUUUAGUUUCAAUAUUUUAAUAUAUUAUGUGUGCAUCUUUAUUUGUGUGGCUGGUUGUUUAAUAAUCUUUUCAAUUGAAUUUGUUUGGAUCAAAUUCUAUCAUGACACACAUGGAUUUCAAAUAUUCUCUCGUGACCCUGUUUUAAUUUCUUUUUAUUUUACAUUAAAAUUUAAAUACAAAACAAGGGAAAAUAGCUAAAAGCCCAAACGAUUUUGAUUUAUUUACAAUCUAUGCCCUUACUAUCCCAUCCAUAAACCCGAUCCAUCUAAAACUCGAACCCUAUUCCCCUAAAUCCCUAAAUCGUAACAUAACUUCCCCAUUUUCUUCAUUUCACGAUCUCUGAAAAUUUUGAUCUUCACUCAUCAAUUCAACCAUAAAACGACAUCUAAACUAAGAUUCACCAAGAAAAAGAAAGAAUCCCCACCAAGAAAGAAGAAGAAAUCCUCACCGGCAAAGAAGAAUGGGGUUGAACCGGCUAAGAAGAAGAUGACUUUGCCGACAGAAAAGAAGAAGCGGGCUAGAUCGUCUCCAGCAGAGGAACACGAAGCAGACGACGGUGGGUCGUUGUCUCAACCCACGAAGCGGCCGCGUCUUACUUCAAACCGCAAAAAUCUUCAACCUAAUUCGGCUGCUGCCUCCGCUUCUCCAACUCUGGCCGCUUCUCCUACUCAACCCGACAAUGAGGAGACACCCUUAGGACCACCAGCCAGAUCAGAAGAUCCUUCACCAACGAAGAGACAAAAUCCGCUACACCAACAGGAUCCUCCGGAUGCAUCUCUUUCCCGGUCUUCCACUAAGGGCAGGACACCUUCUUUGGAACAAGGAUACAAUGAGGAAAUGGGAUCGCAUGGUGAGCCUCCCACAUCACGAGAACUUAAUGCUACAGAAGAGCAAAUAAUGGUAAGAAAUCAUUUCGAAAUCAGUUUUUGUAAUAUGUUACAACUAAGAUAUAUUGUAUAUAGAUGUACUAGUAAACCUAGUAGUAUACUUAAGAUAAGUGUAACUUGUACAAAUGAAGAAGUUUAAAUUGUUUUACUAAUACAACUGUGAAAUGUAAAAUUGUAUAACUGGUACAACUUCUUAAAAAUUUAACUAGAACAUGACAAUUUUACUUGUUUGACUAAUGCAACUGUAAUAUGUAAAACAAGUAUCACUCGUACAUCUUGUAAUUAUCUAACUAGUGAAACCUGGACAACUGUUAUUUGUAUAACUAGUAUUACUCGUAGAACUGUUAUUUGUAUAACUAGUAUUACUCGUACAGGUAGAACCUAUCUAAUAAGUAAUACUUGUACAACUAUUAUAUGUAUAACUUGUAGAACAUAUGUGUAACUAGUAUAACUCGUACAAAUGUCCUACGUAUUGCUUGUAUAACUCGUACAACUAGAACAUAUGCAGCUACAAGUAAACACAAAUCUAAGUAGUAUAACUUGCACUACUGUUUUUUGUAUUACUUGUUUAACUCGUACAACUUAAACAAAUUUAAGUAUACAACUUGUAAAACUCGUACAACUACGACUGUAGCAGAAUUUGUGUAUUACUAGUAUCACUCGUAUAUGUAUAACUUGUGUUACUCGUAGAACUAGCAAUCUGAGGGACAGAUUUGAGAUUAUGGAGGACUUGUUUGAUCAUGAUCGUUUUGACACUAGUGGAGGCCAAGAAAAUGAUGAUACUGAUAAAGAUGCCACAAUGGAGGGCGAGACUGAACCCGAGCAAAUGGCAGAAUAUGAUGCUGAUAAGGAGGCCACGAAGGAUGGAGAGAAUGAGCCUGAGAAAGAAAUCCAGGUUGAUGCUGAUAAGGAGGCCACAAAGGAGGGUGAUAAUGAGCCCAAGCAGAUGGCAGAAGAUGAUGCUGAUAAUGAGGCCACAGAGGAUGGAGAAAAUGAGCAUGAGAAAGAUAGCCAUGUUGAUGCUGAUAAGGAGGCCACAAAGGAGGGUGAGAAUGAACCCGAGCAGAUGGCAGAAGAUGAUGCUGAUAAGGAGGCCACAAACGAGGUUGAGAAUGAGCCCGAGCACGCACUGCAAGAGGAUCUUGAAGUGAUGGUGGCAACAGCAGAGAAGUUUGAGAAAGAAGUUUUGGAGAAAGAAGCUGCGGAGAAAGAAGCUGUGGAGAAGAAAGCUUCGGAGAAAGAAUCAACGGAUGAAAAGGAUGGAGAUGCUGAAGAAGAUUCACCGAAGAAGACGAAGAGGGUGCCAAAUCCUUCUCGUAUGAAGCAGUCUCCAUAUGUUGAGAAGUAAUCUAUGUGUGUCUUGUAUUUGGUUAUUAAACCUUUAUGCUACUUUUGGAUGUUGGUGUUUCUUUUGUCAAACAUAAGACUUGUGUUGCUGUUGUGAAACUUAAGACUUGCUGUUGCUUUUGUGAAACAUAGAACUUGUGUGUUUCUGAUUUAGUAGUGAACUUGUGUUUAUCAUAUUAUUGUUGAACUUGUUUGAACUUGACAGGUUUUUCGUAUAACUAAUACUACCAAGUAAACUAUGGCAAAAUUACUCUGACAUAUACAACUGGUACAACUAAAUAACAGAAGGUACAACUAUUGUUCUUAAAAGGUGUUGCACAUUUAAAAUGUGAUAAUCAACUAAAACAUAAUAACAAGUAGUUGUACCAGUAUUUUAGUUGUACAAACUAAUACAUAGUUAUACCAGGGUUUGAGUUGUAUAAGUUUGUUCAUAGUUGUAUUUUGGUAGAGAAUUUGAAUUGUGUAGUUGUACCACAUUAAAAAUAUAUAUAUCUCAGUUGUACAGUCUUGUAAUUCUUAAAUACAUUGAACCACAUACAAAGUAAUCAUUAAUUUUGUUAAAAUAUAUUAUGUGUACGUUCUCCAAAAAUAUAGUGAACAAACUAGUAAACAAACCUUUAAAUUAUAAGGUAGAUCAUAGAAACUUAUGUGAUUGUGUAAUAAUUGAAUUUUUUUGGGUAAAAAUUCAAAUAAUUAGGAUGGACGAAUCUUAGGACAUUCCAACUUAUAUAGUCUAUUGUUAUUUAAUUAUAAAAAGCCAAAUGGAGUUUUAAAAUGUCAUAUUUUAAGAAGUUGUACCAAUUGUACCAGUAUUUCCUUCCUCGUGUAUAUAAUGUAGUUGUCCUAGUAUUACAUCAUAUAGUUAUACUAGUUGUACCAAUACGACAACACAGAAACAUGAUUUUUAUGUUAUAUGAAGUUUUACCAGUUGUACCUGUCGUACCUAACAUAAACAACACAUUACAUAAAUAAGUUCCACAACACUUAAAUAAGUUCCACAGCUCGUAAAUACCAUUUGCAACCAACCCUUUAAUAUGUAAAGUCGAGGCAUAGACUUCACAAUGUCAACCU
Molecule: messenger RNA, 5110 nt
Organism: Brassica rapa (field mustard)
Lineage: Eukaryota; Viridiplantae; Streptophyta; Magnoliopsida; Brassicales; Brassicaceae
Product: fibrinogen-binding protein
Source: RefSeq, a predicted model, not a curated record